AUGAAAACCAACUAUCCUUAUGUCUUUGACAAUGCAGAAGUAAAACAAGAAUUAGAUAGGUUACACGACCAGUAUGUACUGGUGCCCGCUGAUAAAGCAAUGACAGCAAAUGAUUGUCCAUCUGUAUGUCUGUGCUAUAAUAUAACUGCGGAUUGUUCUAAUCAAAAUCUGUCUUAUAUACCAAGGCUUCCAAAAGGAAUUCAGAGGAUUAAUCUUUCGGGGAAUUUUUACCAGCAUAUCACAAGACAGACAUUUGAGAAUGUGUCUAAGGAACAUGAAGUGGACUAUUUAGAUUUGUCUAUUUGCAACAUUCUUGAGGAAAUGUCAUUAUCGUCCAACACUCUUCAAGAACUCCACAUUGGGAACAUUGGAGCUAAAUAUCCUCCAACUUUUGACUCAAACCGUGUUUUUAAUCAUACACCAGAAUUAGUGAAAUUAAAGAUGGCGCGCUUUGAUUUGAUGAAUACAAAUAUGUCUUUAUUAUUGGGAUUUUUGCUCAAACUCGAGGAACUUGUUAUAUACGAUUGCCGUCUUCUACAAAUUCCGGAUAUUAUUUCCAAGUUGAAUCGUCUCAAAGUACUGGAUUUGGGAACCAAUUUUAUUGGAGCCUUUCAUUUUCAUUUAUUCAAAGAUUUAAAGGAUCUCAAAAAUUUAACUUUAAGGGCAAAUAGGAUUAGUGUUAUUGACAAUAACUCUAUUUCUAUUGCAUCCCUUGAUCGUCUUUCUCUUCUGGAUAUCCGCUUCAAUCCAUAUGCUUGCAACUGUGAUUUGUACUGGUUCAUUAACUCUGUACUUAAAGAAAGGAAAAGUAUUUUGUUCCAGAAUGAUCUAUCUUCUUACCAGUGUUCUUCUCCGAUAAAUCUAUACAACCGAACCUUGAUGGAUUAUAACCCAUCAUAUUAUGAAUGUCAUUCUUUGACGACGCAAGAGGCGAUUGCAAUCGCUGCAGUCUGUAUUUUUAUUUUGCUGAUCAUUCUUGUUGUUCUCUACAAAAAAUACAAAUGGCAUAUAAAAUACUAUGCUUAUUUGCUCCGAUCACGAAAAGGAUAUGAAAAAAUUGAAGGAACGGAUGAGUCAGAUAUUUUAUUUGAUGCCUUUGUUGCGUAUAAUGAAGAUGACCGCUCCUGGGUUAUCUCCAAUUUGAUGUCAGAACUUGAGGGUAAGGAGCAAUAUCGCUUGUGUCUUCACGAAAGAGACUUUCUUCCUGGGAGGACCAUUUUUUCACAAAUCUCUCACACCAUACAGAGAAGUAGAAAAGUCAUUCUAGUAAUAUCAGACAGUUUUGCAAAGAGUCAAUGGUGUCAGUACGAGACUCUGGUGGCGCAGGAUCGACUGAUUGAUGACGGUGCUAAUGUGCUUAUCGUUGUGCUGUUGGGAGAAAUUCAGAGCAAAUAUAUGACAGACUCUUUGCAUAUGUUACUUCGCUCUAUGACCUAUAUAAGAUGGCCACCAGCAAAUUCGCUUGGAAGAGAACUUUUCUGGAAUAGAAUUAGACUUGCAAUGAAGCAAUAA
Saccostrea echinata is the source of this 1512-nucleotide messenger RNA. Its product is annotated as toll-like receptor 2 type-2. Gene Ontology annotation, biological process: toll-like receptor signaling pathway; immune response. Bases 1 to 1512 code for a protein of 503 amino acids. Gene Ontology annotation, molecular function: protein binding; transmembrane signaling receptor activity. NCBI's taxonomy places the organism in Eukaryota, Metazoa, Mollusca, Bivalvia, Ostreida, Ostreidae. The record is from RefSeq and is a predicted model, not a curated record. Gene Ontology annotation, cellular component: membrane. The transcript is spliced from 3 exons.